Messenger RNA from Haemonchus placei, 315 nucleotides. The record is from the annotation of a GenBank genome assembly. Lineage: Eukaryota; Metazoa; Nematoda; Chromadorea; Rhabditida; Trichostrongylidae.
AUGUUUGCGAUUUCUCUUCCAGAACACAUACAGGAAAAAACAUCGAUCAAGCGUUCUUAUCAAGCCGAAAUCGCUUGCAGGGCAGUGCAGCCCUGGAACGCCAACGAACAAAUGCCUGGUCAGUAUGAGAUGCGGUGUAGGAAAACGAAGAGGACAGGGAUGGUAUGGAGGAGACGAAUAUUCUCAAGGCCGUCGACGCCUACACAAAGUCGUUUAACGAUGAGAGCGAACAGAACGGUUCAAUCGACGCCAUUUCAUCCCAGUUCCUUGACACAACGAUUUCUUGACAUGAAUUAUGAAAAAAAGGUGGUAUGA